UCCCUUGAAGUUCCCUUAGUUCAAUCACUUCAUUUUACAAAUGUGCUUAGCACAGCAUAAGUAGGUGCUUAAUAAAUGUUUGACAAAUGAGGAAACUGAGGAAAUAGCUCUGGGGCCCAAUUGGAGGUCAUCUCAUUCAAUUCCUCCAUUUUACAGAUGAAGAUAGUGAGGCCAGGGGAAGGGAUUGACUUUCCCAAGGUCACCCAGCUCGUAACUCCAAGUUGGGAUUCCAGUUUAGGUCCCCUGACUGUAAAUCUCCAGGCUGAACCGCCCUCUGCCAGGCUGAUCAGCACCAUCCAGGGCACCCUUUCAGCCGGUGCCAAGGCAGAGGCGGGCCUCAGAGAGCCAGAAGGAAUUUUCUCAGGGUAUCCCGGCUCCCCACACCCCCAAGAGGACAAGGAACUGGUGGCAAGCCAAGCGUGGGGACUGGGGGGUGGGGGGUUAGGCCCUCAAAGGCCCUUUUCAUCCCCUGUCCCUUAGCAGGGCAGCUUUGUAACCAAGGCUGCCGCUGCUGCUGCUGCUGCUGAGUCAGAUACUGUGAGCUUCUGCCCCUGACGUCAUCCGAGCUUGCUCCGUCCACCAGCCUCUCCCCAGCCGCCAGGAAAUUGGACUGGGGGGGAUGGGAGUAGCAGCUGCACUAAAUCUCAAAGUAAGGCCCAGCUUCCUGAUAACUUCACCCGUGAUAUUUCGCCUUCAAAUGUUCUGAGUUCCUCAUUCCACUGGAUGUGCUACGAGGCAGUCUUGAUGCACCACUGGUGUCUACUCUUGACAAAUAGUUAAACCAAGACUCUGUAGCUGAUAUGCAAUGUCACUUACAACAUUAAUCAGAUACUGCAUUUAAGAUUUUCAGCCCUGGUAGCCAUAGGUUGAUUUUCAGCAAAUGUGACAAGUGGCCUUUGCAGUGGUCAGCUCCAGGCUUUCCAACUCUCAGAGGAACGAGGGGAAAAAAAUCCAACAAACCCACCUCCUUGGUUGCAGCUUCGGAGAAAUCUUGGAUGAAGACAUCCCCCCACCCAUCCUGUUUCCCUAUUGAUAAAUUCAGUUCUCGUGAUCACAGUACAUUCAAGCUGUUCUCCGUAUGAUUUUUGACAACUGCAUCUAAAAAUUGGGAGCCAGAAGACGAGGACUUCAGUUGGUCUCCAUCGCUUUAGAUAAAGAUGGCAGAGUGUGCUGCCAUGCUGGCACGGCAUUGAGGGAGGUUGGAAUUGCAGAUCACUAUAUCCCCAGCUGUGACACUGAGAUGUUUUUAUAAGAUUUCUUUGUGAGACGCCAUUGCAAAGUGAAAAGAGAGCUGGCCUCAGACUCAGAAAGACCUCGGUUCAAGUGCUGCCUCUAACACAACGUUGGCUGUAUCACCCUAAGCAAGUCAUUUAACUUCUCAGUACCCCAGAUGACAGUCAUGUCCCACUCAAAGGACCUCAAAGAUGACUUUCACAGCGACACAGUGCUCUCCAUCUUAAACGAACAGCGAAUUCGGGGAAUUUUAUGUGAUGUCACUAUCAUUGUAGAGGAUACCAAAUUUAAAGCCCACAGCAACGUCCUGGCAGCUUCCAGCCUUUAUUUCAAAAAUAUAUUUUGGAGUCGUACGAUCUGCAUUUCCAGUCAUGUUCUGGAGUUAGAUGACCUCAAGGCUGAAGUGUUUACAGAGAUACUUAAUUAUAUCUACAGUUCCACGGUUGUUGUGAAGAGACAAGAAACAGUGACUGAUCUUGCAGCUGCAGGAAAAAAGCUGGGGAUAUCAUUUCUGGAAGAUCUUACAGAUAGCAAUUUCUCAAACUCUCCAGGUCCCUAUGUAUUUUGUAUAACGGAGAAGGGCGUGGUUAAAGAAGAAAAAAAUGAAAAACGAUCUGAAGAACCGGCUAUUGCCAAUGGACCAAGGAUCACAAAUGCAUUUUCCAUUUUUGAAACUGAAAAUAAUAACAGCAUGUUUUCUCCCCUGGACUUGAGGGCAAGUUUCAAAAAGGUCUCAGAUUCAAUGAGAACAUCCAGCUUUGGCCUAGAAAGGAAUGAUGUCUGCAAUGAGGCUGAACCGGUCAGGACACUAGCUGAACAUUCCUACGCUGUUCCAUCAGCGGCUGAUGCUUUUCAAGGACGUCCUUCGUAUGAGUCUGCUGCCAGCCCACCUUAUGUAACGAGGGAAGAAAAUUGUGAUGAGGGGCCAGCAAAGACACAAACAUGCAGGACCCCAAAGACACCCCCGAGACCCCAAGGUUCCAGUUCAGUGGUGGCAAAAAUACCACCCCCUAAAGGAACCAGCACAGAGGUUCAUCAAGAAAAAACCCCGGAUCCAGCCAUUACUUCUGUUUCAGAAUCUCACAAGAGUCAAGAAGACAACCAUUUUCCCAAGGAAGAUGCAAACCUACCUGCUAACAUUCCUGAAUCCACACCCCCAGCCCUUCUUCCACCUCCUCCUCCUCCUCUCCCUCCUCCUCCUUCUCUCCCUCCUCCUCCUUCUCCUCUUUACGACUGCACUUUUUGCUCCAAAUCAUUUGAAAAUCGAGCUUUGCUGGAGUCUCAUCUGCAGCUCCACACAAAGCCUCAGGAAGCUUUUGUGUGCAAAUACUGCGACAAGCAAUUUACCACCUCCAACCGGCUGGACAAGCACGAGAGGGCCUGCAUGAACUCAGACCGUCCCCCUCUUCCUGGUGGAAACCAACCAAGCUUUUCCUCUCCAGAUGGAAAAACUGAAAGUUCCUACAAAAGCCCUGAAAUGCAUUCAUCUGAGAAUAAGGUGGGUGAACAUUCCGGUACAGGCCGGACCUUGCCAGAAGUGGAACAUACGGUGAAGGUGGUGGACGGGCAGAUACUCUAUACGUGUGUCGUGUGCAAGCGUAGUUAUGUCACUCUGUCUAGUCUCCGGAGACAUGCCAAUGUCCACUCGUGGAGGAGAACCUACCCUUGUCACUACUGCAGCAAAGUGUUUGCUUUGGCAGAAUAUAGGACCAGGCAUGAAAUUUGGCACACUGGAGAGAGGCGGUAUCAGUGCAUCUUCUGCCUGGAGACUUUCAUGACGUACUAUAUCCUUAAAAACCACCAGAAAUCCUUCCAUGCAAUUGACCAUCGGCUUCCCGUGAAUAAGAAGACAGCCAACGGAGGCCUGAAGCCCAGUAUUUAUCCUUACAAGCUUUAUAGACUGCUACCUAUGAAAUGCAAAAGGGCUCCCUAUAAGAGCUACAAAAAUUCUUCCUAUGAAAAUUCACAAGAAAGCAGCCAACCUCCUGAGGCUGCUCCUAGUUCCUGCAUUAUUAAGAAUCCAAGAAGCUCUGAAUUGCCUACUAUAACUUUCCAAAACAAUGUGAAUCUGCUGUCAAAUAGCCCGGCCACUUCACCCAAUGUCCCUUCCGGUAAAGAAGCCCACCAAGCCACAGAUCCUCAAAAUGGGGCUUUAUGGGGAGGAGGAACAGGAGGAGCAGGAGAGCUGCUGAGCCCUGUUAAAAAUAACUUCAGUCCUGCCGAGAAGCCAGUUCCCUCAGGGGGAAAAAGUCUCACUUCUGGCUCACAGGGAGGAGGUGACGUGACAGUUCCAUCCUACAGUAACGUCAGUGAAAAUGCCACAUCGGUCAUCAGCUACAGCAGCUCAGCCCCAUCUGUCAUCGUUCACAGCAGCCGGGUUUCCUCAGUGAUAAUGCACAGUAAUGCAGUCACUGGCAUGACAAGCAGUAACGCCAUCUCUUCCAACACUGCUAUUGACCUGUCCCCAAGAGAUGACAGUAAGCAUGCUGAGAACCUUGGCAAAAUCCCCAGCAAAGUCAAAAGCAUUAAGGAGAAGAAAAAAGUCGUGCCCUACACCAGGGCAGAAACAUUUGAGGAGGCUAAGUACCCCACCAGUUCUGGAGGCUCUUUGAGCAAAACCACUAGCGUUAUGGAGGAAACCAGCAAAACUGAAACAUAUAUUGCAAAACCCGCCUUGCCUGGAACAUCGACCAACAGUAAUGUUGCACCUCUCUGCCAGAUAACAGUAAAAAUUGGGAAUGAAGCUAUUGUGAAAAGACACAUUCUAGGGUCCAAACUAUUUUACAAAAGGGGGAGAAGAUCCAAACAUGAGGCUCAGGAAGACAGUUUGCUUCAAGAAAGCGAUACAGAACAAAAAGAGAGCAGCCCAUCCAGGCUGAGCCGAUCUGAAUGCGUGGAAAUGAGUGAGAUGUUUGAUGAAGGGAGCGACCAGGAUUCCACAGACAAGCCAUGGCGCCCAUACUACAAUUACAAACCCAAGAAGAAAUCCAAACAGUUAAAGAAAAUGAAGAAAGUCAAGUGGAAGAAAAGGCAUGGCAGGAGGAGCCCAAGCAGUGAACACACCAACUUAAGUGACAUAGACUCUGCUGUGAAAAAGAGCCCUAAGGAAAAGGUCAUUGACGGUGAAGAAAACAAAGAGAUGCCCAGCCUUCACUGUGAGCUUUGUAUUGGGGAUAAAGCAUCUGCCGGACACCAAGGGCAGACCCACUGGCAUCACACCACUUCCAAGUCUCAUGCUUGUGAACUAUGCCAAAAGCAAUUUCAGAGCCCCUCCAACCUCAAAAUGCACAUGAGAUGUCACACUGGAGAGAAGCCUUACUCUUGUAAAACAUGCGGAAGGUGUUUUUCGGUUCAAGGGAACUUACAGAAACACGAACGCAUUCAUCUUGGGGUCAAAGAAUUCGUCUGUCAGUAUUGUAACAAGGCAUUCACUUUAAACGAAACCCUCAAAAUCCACGAAAGAAUUCACACAGGUGAAAAACGUUAUCGUUGUCAGUUCUGUUUGCAGAGCUUUCUGUAUCUGUCCACCAAAAGGAAUCAUGAGCAGAAGCACAUCCAUGAGCAUAAUGGAAAGGGUUAUGCUUGUUUUCAGUGCCCCAAAAUUUGCAAAACAGCAGCUGCCCUGGGGAUGCACCAAAAGAAACAUUUAUUCAAAAGCCCCAGUCAGCCAGAGAAAAAAGAAGGUGGGGACGAAAUCCCUAAACCCUUUGAGAAUCAGCACUUCACUGACUCAGGUGGAAACAAGAUGAAGGAAUCCCUACAUACUAUGUCUGAAGAUGGUCUCCUUUGAUUGACAGUGGUGGGACCCCCGCUAGGACAAUGAUUUCUUUUCUUUUUAGAUAACAGACAGAAAUGGGUGAAGUAUGGAGGAAAUUCAAAUUUGUGUAAGUUCCUGAAACAUGGUACUUUUUCUUCCUAUUCAUAGGUUUCAGCAUUAACUUUAAAAGUGAAAUGCACCAGAACAUAAAAACUGAGGCUUCAUUAUUCCCCAAGCAUCAUGGGAGGGUAAAUGAGAUUCCUAGCUACAAUAUUUCUGCCAGUGGGUACUUAGUAAUUUAAAGAGGAAAAAAAUCAGCCCAACGCUCUUUCUGUUGAGUGUUGUUAGGGAAUGACAAACUGGCCAUGAAAUACUGAACUUGAAUCACUUGGAAGAAAAUAAGAGUUCACAUGCCAUGAGAAAGGCAACUUUACCAGUGUGUUUAAAAAGGUGAAUGAAAUAUGUCAUCAAUGCUUUCCUUCCCGCCCCCCGGUUGGGGGAAAAUUAAGAAAUGAGUAACCUAAAGGAAAGCAUUUGUAUGUCUUCUUUUCUUGUAAAACAAACCUUGUAAAAAAAAAAAAAAGAAAACAUGAACCCCAUAGUUUUACACUGUUGAUGUUCAGUUAGAAAAUGAAAGUGAUGGAGGGAAAAGUCUACAAAUGAGAAUUUGGGGGAAAUUGAUAAAGGGUAUUUUCAUUAUGGCCAAACACCUAACUUAAGAACACAGUGUGUGCUACUGGAUGACAUUGUUCUCUUGAAGUUAUGGCUGAUGAACUAUGGGGAUCUUGACAUCAGUGGUCUACUUGGUAUCCCCCAAAACAUGUUUUACCACACUACUAAAUAUACCAGCAAUUACUUAAACUGUAUAUUGCUUCAAAAUAGCAUCAAAACAUCUCAUCUCACCUCUGAGAUGAAGAAAGGUCAAAUUUGGCUGAAAAUAUCCACAGUCUUCCAGGCACCAUUCAAAUCUCAGAAGGCUACCAUUUCAAGGCAGACCCAUCCAAUCUCAAGUGCAAAUGAAAUGUAACUUUCCCAGCUCUACUGGGCAGGUAACUGAAAUGCUUAAAGAAAGGUGAGCUUAUGGUGGUAAACCACCAAGCAUUUGAUUGUGCCACAAUGCCCAAUCCCUUCCGCCAUGGGCCUUCUUGUGGAAAAACAGGAUAAUCCACAUGAGUUACCUUGCAAGAGUGAGAUACUUAGGGAAACUUUGGAAUUCCCGUCUCCACUGAUCACCUGGGUUGGCCAGAGGAUGUGAGGCCCUUAGUCUUCUUAAUCCAAACAUUAGCACCAUUGACUCCUGGACUGUGUGUAUGUGUAAAGGUGGAAUGUUGAAUGAUUAAAGAGGCUUACAGCUCCCCUACUUAUCUGACUCCUGUGAAAUUGAACCACCGAGCUAGAUGUCUCUUAGGUAACAGACACCUUGCCAGAGAUCUCUACAUGCCCCCUACUAUCAUUUCCAGUUGACAAGCAAACACCCUUAACGUUUCACCCCAAAGACUGACUAGUUGCUGCACGUGGUUGUCAGAUUAAAGAGAUUUGUGUUUUCUUCCUAUGAUUCUGACUUUCUGCACUUGCCAUCAGCCAAGAGCUCAAGGGAUGCGCGGAAAUCCCUGAAAUGGAUUGGGCCCUCCGAUAUGUUAUCUAGCGCUGUCAUCUGAAGGAGGAUCUAUAGCAAUUCCCUUCAUGCUACUCUGGUCUUUAUGAAGAGGACUUCUGUUUCAUUAGGUGGGCAAGAAUGCAUCUUAAAAAUCCAGAAAAGGAUGGGAUGGAAGCUGACCUUUCAUUUUGUAGUGCUUUGCUAUUAAAUAACCACAAUACUGCAGCCUCAUUAACCUCCUAUUUCCACUCUCACUUUCAUGCAGUAUUAUAAAGGGCAAAAUACAAGUGAAUUUACAUGUUCUUUUAUACAUAAUAUACAUGCACUAGUCAUUUACUUUGGGUUUUGUUUUUAAAGUUUCGUAAGAGUCAGACAAGGCUAAAACGUUGUUGAAAUAAUACCUACAGUAUUGAAUAGUUAAUCCUGUGGUCCACUGAUUCACACUCCCCUAGAUGAGGGCUAUGUAUCCAGGAGAAGUAUUUUAUUUCAGUAGUUCCUUUGGCUUCAGACAAUGCAAGUUGUGAAGUCACUAUUAUCAGUAGUGAAUUCUUCCAGUCUGCACACGUGGGAUAUUUUCUAAGUGGACUUGUACGCUGAUAAUUCUAGACCAAAGUAAAUAUGGCAGAAUAUUUAUACAUGAAAAGAUAAUUUUACAGAUAUUUUCUAUAAUUGUAUCAUUCGUAAAAAAAAUAAAAUAAAAAUGCUGAUAGCUUGUGUUCGUUUUGGGGGAGGGUUGUAUAUUUUGAUUAAAAAAGAAAAACCAAAAAAAAAACAAAACCCCUUGACUUUGUAAUUCUGUAUAUUCUAUACAGUUUCUAGCAGAGCAGUUUUAAGACAGCAUCUUAAUGUUUAUAGUCAAUUGUGGAAAAUUUCUUCUAAGUCCUAUGUUUAAGUAAUGAGUUGAGUACCAAUGACCAAAUUAGAACUGACAUAAAUGUAAACAAUGAACAUAUCGUAUGCUGUACAUGAUAGACCGUCACUUGCUAUGUUAUAGCAUCUGUAUUUUGUUUAGAAAAUAUUAUUAAAUGCAGAUGUAAAGGGUUGGAAAAAGUCUAAUUUUAUUUUUAGAAAGAAUGAAUAUAAAUUGGGUUUUGCUUGAUUAAAAGCUGGCUUAUUCUGAUUUCUAUUCUCUUUUCAAAUAUCUCAAAUGGUAUUUCUUUUGCAUCAACAGGCACUGUACUUUUACAGACUGAUGUUGAACAUUUGACUUGCCUGCUGUAUUUCUGUUUCCUCAUUUGUUCAUGCACAGUAAAAUGGUAACAUGGCAGUGACCUUCUAGUUUAGGACUAAGAAAGAACAUUUAUAGAAGGUGGCAACAUGAAAGACAAAAUACUCUGGUAUUUUGGUUAAUCUUGAAGUGUGGUCCAUUGCACAGAGGUGUUUGAUACAUGUUGGAAUGAAUGAAUAAAUGAAGAUGCUAAUACAU
Molecule: messenger RNA, 8013 nt
Organism: Dromiciops gliroides (monito del monte)
Lineage: Eukaryota; Metazoa; Chordata; Mammalia; Microbiotheria; Microbiotheriidae
Gene: ZBTB38
Product: zinc finger and BTB domain containing 38
Exons: 6
Coding region: 1391-5023 (1210 amino acids)
Biological process (GO): regulation of transcription by RNA polymerase II
Cellular component (GO): nucleus
Molecular function (GO): DNA-binding transcription factor activity, RNA polymerase II-specific; protein binding; RNA polymerase II cis-regulatory region sequence-specific DNA binding
Source: RefSeq, a predicted model, not a curated record